Pelobates fuscus (common spadefoot toad) is the source of this 1964-nucleotide messenger RNA. RefSeq names its product actin, cytoplasmic type 5. NCBI's taxonomy places the organism in Eukaryota, Metazoa, Chordata, Amphibia, Anura, Pelobatidae. The transcript is spliced from 6 exons. Gene Ontology annotation, molecular function: structural constituent of postsynaptic actin cytoskeleton. Bases 95 to 1225 code for a protein of 376 amino acids. Gene Ontology annotation, cellular component: actin filament. The record is from RefSeq and is a predicted model, not a curated record.
ACCUCAUUCAGCCGGCGGCAGCGGAUCUAAGAGCAUCAGUCAGCUAUCGGUCUAUUCUCCACCCGGGACUCUCCUCUCACAAACACAAGUAAAAAUGGCAGAUGAAGAGAUUGCAGCGCUCGUCAUUGACAAUGGAUCCGGUAUGUGCAAAGCCGGCUUUGCUGGAGACGAUGCUCCCCGUGCUGUAUUCCCCUCAAUCGUUGGACGCCCAAGACAUCAGGGUGUCAUGGUUGGAAUGGGUCAGAAAGACAGCUAUGUAGGUGAUGAGGCCCAGAGCAAAAGAGGUAUCCUGACCCUGAAGUACCCCAUUGAACACGGAAUUGUCACAAACUGGGACGAUAUGGAGAAAAUCUGGCACCACACCUUCUACAAUGAGCUGCGUGUAGCCCCAGAGGAACACCCUGUUCUGCUCACAGAAGCUCCCCUGAACCCCAAAGCAAACAGAGAGAAGAUGACUCAGAUCAUGUUUGAGACAUUCAAUACCCCAGCCAUGUACGUUGCCAUCCAGGCUGUGCUGUCUCUCUAUGCCUCUGGUCGUACCACUGGUAUUGUGAUGGACUCUGGUGAUGGUGUCACCCACACAGUGCCCAUCUAUGAAGGUUAUGCCCUGCCCCACGCCAUCUUGCGUUUGGAUCUGGCUGGUCGUGACCUGACAGACUACCUCAUGAAGAUCUUGACUGAAAGAGGCUACAGCUUCACAACCACAGCUGAGAGGGAAAUUGUGCGUGACAUUAAGGAAAAACUCUGCUAUGUAGCUCUAGACUUUGAGCAGGAGAUGGCUACCGCUGCUUCAUCCUCAUCCUUGGAGAAGAGCUAUGAGCUGCCUGACGGUCAGGUCAUCACAAUCGGAAACGAGAGGUUCAGAUGUCCUGAAGCACUCUUCCAGCCAUCUUUCCUUGGUAUGGAGUCUUGUGGCAUCCAUGAAACUACCUUCAACUCAAUCAUGAAAUGUGAUGUUGACAUCCGUAAGGAUUUGUAUGCCAACACUGUCCUGUCUGGAGGUACCACAAUGUAUCCUGGCAUUGCUGACAGAAUGCAGAAGGAAAUCACUGCCCUUGCCCCCAGCACAAUGAAAAUCAAGAUUAUUGCACCACCUGAACGCAAAUACUCCGUAUGGAUUGGUGGCUCCAUCCUGGCUUCCCUCUCCACCUUCCAACAGAUGUGGAUCAGCAAGCAGGAAUACGAUGAAUCUGGUCCUUCCAUUGUUCACCGCAAAUGCUUCUAAACGGACUGAUAGAUGCAUUGCACUUGCUGCGUGAGAUCUUGAAAGUAUUAAUUUGCCUUGGCAAAUGUGUACGCCUCAUGCUAGCCUCGUGAAACUGGAAUAGAGCCAACUUCCAAACGAACUUGCCCUGGGAAUCAAACAAAGUCACACUAUGUUCUCCUCUAAUGCAAGACUUGGACCUGUACCCUGUACACACCUCUGAGACAAACCCUGGUUGGCAAACCGUCUGGGUAUCCCUUAGUCUUUUCUUUGCGUAGAAAGAAGCAUUUCUGUGAAAGGCUGCCGAUCUGCGACAGUAUUGUAAAUGACACUCCUCCCUUUACGUUACAAGUCCUGGGAGUAGUUGAAGUUGGAGAUGUGUACAGGGUAUCUGAGGGUAAACUAAAUUGGCAAUUAAUAUUCCAGAAUUUCAUCUUCGAGGCUGGUAAGAGUUCAUGAAGGAGUUGUCACUUCUUCCAGCUUUUUCUAGUAAAGUUGGAACACACGGCAUCCAGGCCUUAGAAACCAGGUUUUUGUUUCCCCAGUUUGUCUCUCCCAACACAUGGGGUCUGAAGCUACAAACCUUUAUUGCAGUUACACCUGUAAAUUUAUACAUCCAAGUUUAAUUUAUGUACUAUUUUGUAUGUUGCCUUAAUGUUCUCACUUGACAGUAGAAAACCAAAAUUUGUAAGUCAUCCUGACAAAUUGUAACUCCCGGAAAAACACAUUGUGUUAAAUAAAUAAAAAGCGCUGCAGUAAA